Prosopis cineraria is the source of this 999-nucleotide messenger RNA. RefSeq names its product FH protein interacting protein FIP2-like. Bases 1 to 765 code for a protein of 254 amino acids. The record is from RefSeq and is a predicted model, not a curated record. NCBI's taxonomy places the organism in Eukaryota, Viridiplantae, Streptophyta, Magnoliopsida, Fabales, Fabaceae. The transcript is spliced from 13 exons.
AUGGAUUUCAGCUAUGCUCGUUUUAAAGAUGUUAGAAUGGUGCAAACGAACCUAGAUUGCACAAAAUUUUUGGAUGUUAAUGUUGAAGAAUGCAUUUUUGACCGUUCAAAUUUUCCUCGAUGUCAAUUUAAUCGAGCCACUUUCCAUAGAGUUUCACUGAAUAAUGCAGCUCUUCAGAACUCAAAAUUAGAAGAUGCUUGUUUGAUAGAAUGUUCCUUAGUUGGAGCAGUCCUGACUUCUGCAAUUCUCAAGAAUGCAGUUAUUAGUGAUGUCAAUUUAGAAGGAGCCAUCCUGAAAGGAGCUAAUUUAGAGGGUGCAAAGUUGUACAAUCCUAACUUGAAGGCUGCAAAUCUUGAAGGAGCCAAUCUUCCAUAUGUUAACCUUGCAGGCGUAGAUUUACUAGAUGUCAAUUUCAACUUUGCAUGUCUUGAAAAUGCCUCAUAUUUACGUGCAAACCUUUUAUGUGGAAAGUUCCGGCAUGUUAAUGCCAAGGGCUCCAUCUUUGACUUUGCAAAUUUGCGUCGAUGUGAAUUUAAGAAGACAAAUCUACAUGGAGCUUCAUUAAAAUUUUCCAUCCUUGAGCGUGCAAAUAUAAAUGAUGCUUGUUUGAAAGAUUGUACGCUGAUCGGAGGCAACCUGAGAUUUGCACCUUUUCAGAAUGCAGAUAUUACAAAUGCCAAUCUAGAGGAAGCUGACCUACGAGGAGCUAAUUUAGAGGGUGCAAAGUUGGACAAUGCUAAGAUGAUGGAUGCAAAAUUAAAUUAAUGAGCUUUGCUAUAGGACAAUUGCGCUUGUGAAGAACCAAAAGUGAGAUCCAACGUUGAUGGAAUAAAUACAUCAGAUGAGGCAUUGGGUCCCUUAAUCAAGAGCACUAAUUAGAGACUUGAAUCACUCUCAUAUGUGUCUUUUUAGAAGUAGUUAUGAAUUUUUAAAUUAAAGUUAGCCCUACAUUUUGACUUUUGAAAUUGCCAAAUUAAUAGUAACGAAGAAGGUAUUUCU